UCUCUACAAAUAUGGAAAACGUUCAUAUGCAAGAUAUAAUGGAAUGUCCCUAUGAAAAACAUCAUCAAAUUUUAAGAUCACGAAUGCAGGUACAUUUGACACGUUGCCGUAAAAAUCACACGAAUGUAAAGAAAGUUACAUGUCCUUUUAAUGUAACGCAUAUCCUCAAUGAGCCAGAAUUAGAGUUUCACAUAAGUUCCUGUCCCGGACGAACAUCAUUUGAACAUUUCCGUAACACUGUAGAGGUUCCAAUAAGUCGAACAGUGCCACCACCAAUGCCCAAAUAUGAAAGUGAAGAGAAUUGGGAUGAUGAAAAUGUACCUUCUUACAACCCGCAAGCAUAUGCGGCAAAUGCUGAUGUUUUACGCUCCAUUCAGGGAGCACCACCAUCCCAAAGAAAAGCAUUUCGUAAACAAGAACGUUUACGUCUUUUAGGGAUUGAUAAUAAUUAG
Musca vetustissima is the source of this 452-nucleotide messenger RNA. Its product is annotated as gametocyte-specific factor 1 homolog. NCBI's taxonomy places the organism in Eukaryota, Metazoa, Arthropoda, Insecta, Diptera, Muscidae. Bases 12 to 452 code for a protein of 146 amino acids. The transcript is spliced from 3 exons. The record is from RefSeq and is a predicted model, not a curated record.